GUGGAAAUAAAAACUUUACUGUUCUGUAACUGCAUGCGCACGAGAGAUUUGCAGGGAGCUGUGUGGGUGCCGGUAGCCUUCUUUCGGUUCCACAUUCAUGUGUGUGAAGUGAAUGUUUUGUACUGCCUAAGGAAAGGACCGAGUUAUCAGAGGCGUGCAGGUUUUACUACUCUUCCUGUAAAAACAUCCCGAGAAGCCACGGCCCAAUGCAGCCAGGAAGAGGGCAGGAAGUUGGGCUGAGAUCACAGGAAGUAAAGAAAGUCCAAAGCCAGAAAGGCUUUACUAUGAAAAACAGGUUUAGUGGAAGUUUCUGGAAAGCGUAGCAGUGUACCCUGUCGUUUAAAGAAAUUAUGAUUGCGAUUUUUGGGUGUGUUGGUAGAUAUAUGUGGGAGUUUUUAUGAUCCUGUAUUUAUAAUGGAAUUAGAAUUAUGAAGGUUUUAUAUUGCUUAAUUCAGGCUGGCACCAUUUUCUCUAUUAAAAUAUUGAUAUUCUAACGGCAACAUACUUAUCAUGUAUAAAUAAGAUCUCUCAUUUAUCCUGUCCAAGGAUUUUCGCUACAUUUUAUCCAUCACAAAUACACAGUGCCCUUAAUUAGAAGCUGACUGUAUUGGUAACAGGAAUGACAGAGAUGUUUAUUACAAUCAGAAUGACAGAUUUGAAUGUAGCCUCACUUGAGGUGUUUAGAGAGACAUUGAUGAUUGGUUGAGAAGAUGCAUCCCCAGUGCUAAUUGGUCGAGGCAGAGAGGAAUGUUUUUGGUUGGUUGAGAUGGGUUGAGAUGGUCUGUAAACUUUCCUGCUGUAAUUUCCUUUUUCCUGCUUGGGAAUUUUCAACAUCAGGGUUGGGCUUUAAGUGUCCUGAGUUCAGAGGGAGUGCUGGGACGUUCCAUCUGAUACUUUAUAAACCUGGAAAAACAUUAUACACUGUUUGGAAUACAACCACUGGAAUACAAGACUUAAAGCGUGGAAAAGUUUAAAGAAUACAGUGAGGAGACAACAUCUACGAUUCUUUUACUGUAUGGGAAAGUGCACAUGGGAAGUCCAGGUCAAAGAGGGACUUUGCGGGGGAUUCUUGAAAAUAGAUUAGCUUCACACAGACGUCUUCUAACUGUCACAGUACUUACAGGGUUGUGAGGCUGGCGUGUUGAGCAGAACGCACACACACUCACAUAGACAUACACUCCCAGAGCAUGCCUAUCAGUCCACCUGCCGAAGGCAAACAUGAGGGUCUUGACCGGCUACGGCAACAGCACGCCCCUACCAAUGGUAACCACGGAGAUGACAGCAUUCGGGUCUCUCCUGGGACUAAAUCUACAUCCGAACCUAUGGAGGAUCUCCACGGAAACGCAGUUGUCAUCCGCAUUGGAAUCCCUGAUUUGCAACAAACGAAAUGCCUGCGAUUGGACCUUGAAGCUCCAGUAUGGGUUUGUAAACAGCAAGUUCUGGUCACUUUGACACAAAGUCUGACUGAUGUGCUUAACUAUGGGCUCUACCUCCCUGCCUUUAAUGGGCGUGCCGGAAAGUUCCUCGAUGAGGAGAGAUUGCUCAGGGAGUACCCUCUCCCUACAGUCACACCUGUACCAUACUUAGAGUUCCGUUAUAAGAGGCGUGUUUACACUCAGAGCCAUGUAGAUGACAAGCAACUGGCUAAAUUACAUACUAAGGCCAAUUUAAAGAAGUUUAUGGAGUAUGUACAACAGAGGAGCGUGGAGAAAGUCUGCCGAUUCCUUGAAAAAGGGCUGGACCCCAACUUUCACGAUACUGAGAGUGGAGAAUCGCCUCUGACUCUCGUGGCCCAGCUGGACUCGUGUGCUGAACUGAUCAAGGUGUUGAGGAGCGGUGGAGCCCACCUGGACUUCAGAACCAGAGAUGGCCUGACUGCACUUCACAAAGCGGCCCAAACACACAACCAUGUAGCAUUGACUACAUUGUUGGAUCUGGGGGCAUCUCCGGACUAUAAAGACAGUCGUGGGCUUACCCCCCUCUAUCACAGCGCGAUGGUCGGGGGAGAUCCGUACUGCUGUGAGCUGCUUCUAUACGAUCACGCCCAGCUGGGCUACAGUGAUGAGAAUGGCUGGCAGGAGAUCCAUCAGGCUUGUCGUCAUGGAAACGUGCAGCACCUUGAGCACCUGUUAUUUUAUGGUGCGGAGAUGAGUGCUCAGAAUGCCUCAGGAAACACAGCACUACACCUGUGUGCCCUCUACAAUCAGGAAGGCUGUGCAAGAGUUCUCCUAUUUCGAGGAGCAAAUAAAGAAAUUAAGAACUACAACAACCAAACAGCAUUUCAGGUUGCCAUCAUCGCAGGGAACUUUGAUCUGGCAGAAAUCAUCAAGAUUCAUAAAACCUCAGAUGUUGUGCCUUUCAGGGAGACUCCCUCAUACUCGUCUCGACGGCGUACUGUCUGCAUAUCCCCACGCCGCUCUUUGAUGCGAUCGGCUAGUGAUAAUGCUCUGGAUGAGAGUUUGCCUGCCCCGUCUCCAGCCCCCUCUCUUCGCAGUCUCCCCCAUCUGGAGCCCGAUGACAACGUCCCCACCCAGCGCAGCCCCCAAGCUACUCAUACACACACCCGGAGCCUCAGGAGACAUGCUCGCGGACACCUCAGCCCUGGCAGUCCCGUCCAGAGAGAGCCAAGUCCUCCUGCUGUUUCUCGGGGGCCAAAACGACGGCUCUAUAGUGCGGUGCCCGGCCGUACCUUCAUAGCCGUUAGCUCCCACUCCCCACAGGGCGAGGGUGAGAUCACACUGAACCGUGGAGAGAGGGUCAAAGUGUUAAGCAUUGGUGAGGGAGGAUUCUGGGAAGGAUCGGUUAAAGGACGAACUGGCUGGUUUCCUGCGCACUGUGUAGAGGAGGUCCAGAUGAGACAGUAUGACCCGCGACUUGAGACAAGAGAGGAUCGCACCAAGAGACUUUUCAGGCACUAUACUGUUGGCUCUUAUGACAACUAUACCUCCUACAGCGAUUAUGUUAUUGAAGAAAAAAGUGCAACGUUGCAGAAAAGAGACAGUGAAGGAUUUGGCUUUGUGCUUCGGGGAGCUAAAGCCGAGACACCAAUUGAAGAGUUCACACCAACACCUGCAUUUCCUGCACUGCAAUAUCUGGAAUCAGUGGACCUCGAGGGAGUGGCAUGGAGGGCAGGAUUAAGGACGGGGGAUUUUCUCAUAGAGGUAAAUGGGGUGAGUGUUGUAAAAGUGGGACACAGGCAGGUGGUGUCUCUAAUUCGGCAGGGUGGGAGUCGGCUCAUAAUGAAGGUGGUGUCUGUCACACGCAAACUUGAAACUGGGGAUAUGGUCCGCAAAAAAGCCCCACCACCUCCCAAGAGAGACCCGAGCACCAGCCUGACCCUACGCUCCAAAAGCAUGACUGCAGAACUGGAGGAACUGGCGUCGAGGAGAAGGAGGGGAGAGAAGCUGGAUGAGAUGUUAAGUUCACCCAGAGAACCUGUUGUAGUGAUGAGGCCUCGCCCCCUGGAUUCAGAUUCCAGAGCAGCCACUGUGAAACAGAGACCAACGAGUCGUCGCAUCACACAGGCUGAGAUCAGUUCCUUGUUAGAGAGACAGGGUUUGCCAUUAAAUGCAGGAGUGUCCUGGGGUGUGGACAAAAGUCACAUACAGCUGCCUCGGGGGAUGUCCAGAACCAAGUCAUUUGGUGCUCCUGAAGACGAAAGAACUUCUGCCUUGAUUGGAGAGCAUCGAUUCCCUAGAAGCUCCUCAAUGACUGACAGCUUUAGACAAGACAGUAUUCCACCCCCUCCGCAAACAGCUCCUCCACCACCUCCGACUCCCUACUUUCUUGAUUCAGGGCCACCUCCUUCCUUUCUUCCACCUCCUCCUCCCUCUCGUGCUGCUAACCAGAACAGAUCUAGCUUCCGCCCGGGGGUGGAGCCUAAGCUUCAUGGCCCAGUCACAACUGACCGUCAACGUAAAACCCGUUCCAUGAUAAUUCUCCAGGACACCACCCACCUGCCAGUGGAGCCUGCCCCUAUAGCAAGGCCACAAACGCCUACCUCUGGAGCUGUUCCUCCUGAACGUGGCCGUAGGCGUGGGCCACCUGUGGAGAACCCAUAUGCUAAUGUAGGUCGCCUAAGUGCUGUUUUUACUCCAACCAAGCCUCAACGUAGAAAGAGCCCACUUGUCAAGCAGGGACCAGUUGAGGAAGGAGCAGGUAAUCAGACUAGUAGAGACCCUUCUCCUUUGGGAGGGUCAAGGAUUCCGCACAGCACCAGAGCAGAGCAGUUCCAACAGCAAGUUCUCUCGGAACGAGCCAGGAUCACACCCCCUGGGGCUCGACGCAGACCCAGCGUUUUUCUGUCCGUAGAAGGUGCUGGAACAGAACCACAGACAACUCCAUUACUUUCUCAGUCCCAUUCAGUGGAUGAAUUGGCUGAGUUGCCUCCACCUGCACCUAUGCUUUCCCCUGGCCCACCACCAGGUGGCACCACUUUUAUACAUCCUCUAACAGGUCGACCGUUGGAUCCCUCCUCUCCAUUAGCACUUGCACUGGCUGCACGGGAACGGGCUCUUAGUGGUCGGAAUACACCAACUCCUACACCUUCACCCACACCUUCUCCUAUUCAAGGUCGAGCAGUGGAGAGGCCAGAAACAGAGGGAGGAGCAACACCCCCUGCUCCUCUUGAGGUUCCUCCUGCAAAUUCAUGGAGAGAGGAACCUGUCAGUAUUACAGAAACAGCUAGCCAGAUGACAAGCGGCAGCCCUGGAUCUGGACGAAGCUUGGAAGAGGCAUUAGUGCCACCGAAUGUGCACGGUGUCCAGGCUACACUAAUGGAUACAGAGCAUAGCCAACCAGCAAUCCCACCCACAUUGCCCUCCCCUGCUCCGACCCUCUCAAAUCUAACUGCACGAAGUCUGACUAUGAGCUCGGAGGAGGAUGCAGAGCCCUACACAGUGACUCUGCCCCCUGCCCUGCUCUCCUCAAGCGAUGAGGAAACAAGAGAGGAGCUUCGAAAGAUAGGCCUUGUGCCACCCCCUCAACCCUUUGCAAAUGGCCUUCUAAGUAAAGAAACACCCAAAUCCACUUUAAGCAUAUCACCUAGUGGAUCACGACCAUCAAUAGCAAAGACUUCCUCUGGUAAAGCAAGUGAUUCAACAGCGGACUCUGGGGUUGAAGACCCUCAUAUGGAGACCACUAGUACUGUUUCCACAGUCUCCAGCAUGUCCACUUUGUCUUCAGAGAGCACAGAUUCCGCUCAUGCAAGCAAACCACGUUGUGGGGUGGGUCGUGGUCGCCCCGCUCAUCUCAGGGACCCACUGCUUAAACAGUCAUCAGACAGUGAGCUGCUUCCACACCCACCCAGUACAGGCCCCACUCGUCCACGCUACCUAUUCCAAAGACGCUCCAAACUCUGGGGGGAGGAGCCCCGGACCCAAGUGGGUGGGGCUGAUGAAAGUCGGCCUGCUGCUAUGGGGGCAGAGUUAUUAAGCAAGGACACUCAUUCACUGGGGGAGGAGCCACCAAUGGGAGCGCCACUUGAUCCUGGCAGAAGGUCACCAGUGGGAGGUGCUAGACUCUUUAGUAGUUUAGGGGAGCUGCACACCAUUUCUCAGAGGAGUUACGGCACCACCUUUACGAUCCGGCCUGGGAGCCGAUACCCUGUGACCCGUAGGACUCCAAGCCCCGGAGCCACCACUGAAAGGAGUGAACCGCUGGGCCCCGUUCGUACUUUUGGACCCCAUCACCACCAUCAUACUAUCCUCAAGUCCUCUAGCCUGAGCUUGCCCCAGGAGCCCAAGGAGGUGCGUUUCGUCAUGAGGAGCGCUAGUGCACGAGCACGCAGCCGGUCUCCAUCACCUUCCCCAUGCGCUUCCCCUUGCCCCUCACCGGUACUUGGAGCCCCUCUUCUGGCCCUGCGACCAUUCAGACAGCGCCCCCUAGCACUGUGGAGUAAGUAUGAUGUAGGAGAAUGGCUAGAGAGUGUAGGACUAGGGGAACACCGUGCACGGUUUUUGGAACAUGAGAUUGAAGGUGCACACUUGCCCGCCCUGACCAAGGACGAUUUGGCUGAGUUAGGAGUAACUCGAGUGGGGCACAGAAUGAACAUUGAACGUGCGCUGAAGCAGCUGCUAGAGAGUUGAGGUGAACAAAAAUACAGGAAAUAGUUCAACACCCUAUUACUAAAUAAUUUAAAUUGUUUUAAAACAAAAUAAAAACAUUUAUUAACAUUUGUCAUUUUUAUUACACAUUUUUUUCACACACCUAGGUGAAAAGUUAACACACUAAACUCCGCCCCCACUCUUUUAGAAAAUAGCCCUCACACAAUACUUUACUCAGGCACCCUUGAUAUUACAUUCACACAUUUGAUCUUCACAUUCAUCACUUGUUUUUACUUUUUCAACUACUGAGAGAAAAAUUUACAUGCUGGAAAGGAACACGGACCCAUUGCGCAAUAUGAUAUCUUCUAUUUAUAGUAAGAAUUAUUAUAGGAAUCUUAAGAAUUACAUUACCUGGCCAUGUUUUUUAAAUGGGGUUCCCUGCACAAUAACAAAUGAAAUAGCUAGCAAGCAGCCAUUUCUUUUACAGUAUGUGCCAUGUUUUACAAUUCAAACUACAAUUAUGAAGGUGUGGGACAACACUACAGCCGGAGAUUGCACUGUCAAAGGAAGUAUAAGGAUAUCUGCAAUGUCUGGAUUUCGACGGAUUAUAUUUAUUUCCAAGAUAGACAUCUGAAAUCUAGAAAGCAGAAUCCACCUGGGAGCAAAAUGGAUGAAUAAAGAAUGGAAAGCUCUUCUGUAAAGGAUGCCAAUGCUUCCAAGUGCCCAGAAUUUACAGUAUUUUCAUUAACCAUCUUGCAACUGAAAAUUAGAAAGCCAUGCUAAUGGUAUUAAGAUGUAUUGCGUGACUGGACUUGGCAUUUAAAUGCAACAUGUCCAAGUAAGAGAGGAUCUGACAAUCUGCCCUAAACCAGGAGAAAAAAAACUUCUCCCAAUACAAUACAAGUGUGGCCUUGAGGUAAUACUGCUGCCAUCUAAAAUUAGUUAAAUAUAGAUAUUUUCACUCAAUACAUUUGAUUUUAUAUGUAUAUGAUAUAUGGAAUUAUUUAUUAAAAAAGGAGAUGAGAAUAAUGUAAGAUAUACUUGUCUUAUGCCCCUUGAGUUUUUCAUAUUUAGUCUUUUAAUUUUUUUGUCAGUUAUCACGAUACCCUAACAUUAAAACAGUUAUUCUUUUUUUGCACAUAGUACAACUUGUGAUUGUGAGUUAUAAAUACACAUCUUUGGACUAGUUCACUUUUUAUUUUUAUCAUUUCAGACAGACCUUUGACUUUUGUCGGUUAUGAAUAAAUGCUCAUUAAGACUAUAUGUAGAAUGUAGUUUUGUUUAAAAUUAAGAUUUUAAAUAUUAUGAGUUGUAGGUAUACAUUUAUUUGUUACUUUUUGUAUUUGAUAAAUGAGCAGUCAAUCAUUUCAAGCCGAUCAAUUUGUGAAUUUACCAAGACAAUGUUUUUUUGCCAUGAUCUAUUUGGUUCUGUAUUGUGCAAUUACUCAUUUGGAAUUUAAUGCUUCUCAAAGCUUUUAGUUUAGAACAAUAUGAGCAGAAUAUGCGACCUAAGGGCUUUUUAACAAAGUUUAUAAGUAUUCACAAUUGUGUCUAAAAAUCUCCCAGUUCUUUUGACAUUUGGCAGUUACUGCUUCUGGGCCCUUAACCUAAAAUCCCCAUCUGGGGAAGUGCAUGUAAUUAUUUUCCCAAAAUCCUUAUAGUACAACCAAAUUGUGUCUAAUGUACAAUUUUGCCAAAGCAUCUGAACUGUGAAUAUAUAAUUAUUUUUCAAUUCUCUCUCCUGAUAAUCAAACAUUAAUAUUGUGCAUCAUUACACAAUGAUCAGGUAACUAGCUUGACUCGUAUGUCUCACUCUGUAAGCUGGAAAAAUCAGAGUUUGUGUGGUUUACACAUUUAACCUACAGUCAAAUUCUGCCAUCAGAGGAAAAAUCCUCGAAUGUGUGUCUCCUCCAGUUGGUAAAUUUGCACAAAGAUGUGGGUGCUAUUGUUUAUAAGCCAUCUGUAUAAAUAUAACUGAAUCCAAACAUCUUCAGUUCAACCUUCUCUCACUCACACUCACACCCUAGUAGUACAUCAUGAAAUACUGGUGUGAGAGGCUUUUAGACACUCUCUCUUCUGUUGUUGACUUUUUGUAUUAUUUGUUGGAUGACGUGAUUUUAGGGAUCGAGUUCUAGACACUCGGUUUCGUUUAAAUGAGAAAAUGUACACAAAAAUUUUAUUUGAUUUGUCUGUUAUUAAAGAAUCUCCCAGGCUGUGGGGAUUAAUCAUAAUAUAUAUCAUCCUCAUCUAGAAAAACUGGAUCUGAUUUAUUCAUUAUUUAUACAUGUUUUAGGAUGGCUAUAGAAAUUUAAAAUGAAUACAAACAUUUUGCUGAUGGC
Molecule: messenger RNA, 8383 nt
Organism: Paramisgurnus dabryanus
Lineage: Eukaryota; Metazoa; Chordata; Actinopteri; Cypriniformes; Cobitidae
Source: RefSeq, a predicted model, not a curated record